GCUGUUCCUCCAAGUCAUUCAAGCUGUACUCCCCCAAGGAGCCCCCCAACGGUAGCACUUUCCCCCCUUUCCACCCCGGCACCAUGCUGGACAGAGACGUGGGUCCUACUCCAAUGUACCCGCCCUCAUACAUGGAGCCAGGAAUAGGGAGGCACACACCAUACGGAAACCAAACAGACUACAGAAUAUUUGAGCUCAACAAGCGGCUACAGAACUGGACAGAGGAGUGCGACAACCUGUGGUGGGAUGCUUUCACUACAGAAUUCUUUGAAGAUGAUGCCAUGUUGACCAUUACUUUCUGUCUGGAAGAUGGACCCAAACGCUACACCAUUGGCCGGACGUUAAUUCCUCGGUACUUCCGGAGUAUAUUUGAGGGCGGGGCCACAGAGCUCUACUAUGUGCUGAAACAUCCCAAGGAAUCCUUCCACAAUAACUUUGUUUCCCUCGACUGUGAUCAGUGCACUAUGGUCACUCAAAACGGAAAGCCCAUGUUCACACAGGUGUGCGUAGAGGGCCGCUUGUACCUGGAGUUCAUGUUUGAUGACAUGAUGCGGAUAAAAACGUGGCACUUCAGCAUCCGACAGCACCGUGAACUCAUCCCCCGCAGUAUACUGGCCAUGCAUGCCCAAGACCCACAGAUGCUUGACCAGCUUUCCAAAAACAUAACAAGAUGUGGCCUGUCAAACUCCACCCUCAACUACCUCCGGCUGUGUGUUAUUCUGGAGCCCAUGCAGGAGCUGAUGUCCAGACACAAGACAUACAGUCUCAGCCCCAGAGACUGCCUCAAGACCUGCCUCUUCCAGAAAUGGCAGAGGAUGGUGGCCCCACCUGCAGAGCCAUCGAGACAGCCCCCCAACAAGCGGCGGAAGAGGAAGAUGUCUGGCGGCAGCACCAUCAGCGGAGGAGGAGGUGCCAACAAUAACAACAACAACAAAAAGAAGAGCCCCGGUAGCGGCUUUUCUCUUACAAGCCAAGUACCGGACGUGAUGGUGGUGGGAGAGCCCACCCUGAUGGGCGGGGAGUUUGGGGACGAGGAUGAGCGUCUGAUCACUCGGCUGGAGAACACGCAGUUCGACGCAGCCAACGGCAUUGACGACGAGGACAGCUUCAACAACUCUCCAGCGCUGGGCUCCAACUCGCCCUGGAACAACAAGGCCCCCUCCAGCCAGGAGAGCAAGAGUGACAACCCCACCUCGCAGGCAUCCCAGUAG
This is a messenger RNA of Cyprinodon tularosa, 1211 nucleotides long. It is a transcript of the gene ldb1b, whose product is annotated as LIM-domain binding 1b. The record is from RefSeq and is a predicted model, not a curated record. Lineage: Eukaryota; Metazoa; Chordata; Actinopteri; Cyprinodontiformes; Cyprinodontidae. Gene Ontology annotation, cellular component: nucleus; transcription regulator complex. Gene Ontology annotation, molecular function: LIM domain binding. Gene Ontology annotation, biological process: negative regulation of transcription by RNA polymerase II; nervous system development; positive regulation of transcription by RNA polymerase II. The transcript has 10 exons. The coding region runs from base 84 to 1211 and encodes 375 amino acids.